Messenger RNA from Linum tenue, 475 nucleotides. The record is from the annotation of a GenBank genome assembly. Lineage: Eukaryota; Viridiplantae; Streptophyta; Magnoliopsida; Malpighiales; Linaceae.
UUGUGCUUUAGCAGGCUGCUGGUAUACACACAAAACACAUCAAUCCAUCAAUACAAUAUAGUAAAUGAAACCCCAACAUCACAACAGAAUACAUUGGACCAAACUGAAACAACAAGCUAAGAAUAUAUGACAAACACCUUACUGCGAGACCCAUGGCGCAAUUGGAAUGGGAAAACCAGCAAAAUAAAGACCGUCGUCCUUGAUCUCCCAGUGGCCACAUCACACCAGAAAAGCGUCGUGCCGAAAAUGUUGCGCGAAAAACUCCAACUAUACACAUCGCCGCUGACUAAGCGACGGGAGCCCAAGUCGUCAUCUUUAGACUCGCAUCGCACCGUGAUCUUCCGACCUCUACUCAAUUGAUUUGAAACGUUAAUCUGAAGCCUGUACGACAUUGCCGGACUCGCCAUUGUGAUCGUUGCCAGAAGAACCACCGUCAGUAUUUUGGUCAACAUUUUUUUUUUUUUUGGUUGCUAUA